This is a messenger RNA of Carassius auratus (goldfish), 2407 nucleotides long. Its product is annotated as rho guanine nucleotide exchange factor 3. The record is from RefSeq and is a predicted model, not a curated record. Gene Ontology annotation, molecular function: guanyl-nucleotide exchange factor activity. Gene Ontology annotation, biological process: intracellular signal transduction; positive regulation of Rho protein signal transduction. The transcript has 10 exons. Bases 550 to 1983 code for a protein of 477 amino acids. Lineage: Eukaryota; Metazoa; Chordata; Actinopteri; Cypriniformes; Cyprinidae.
UUCCUAAAAAUAUAUUUUUGACUGUAAAAGAACCUUUCUGCAUUAGAAAUGUUCCAUGGAUGUUCUUCAUAGAACCAUCGAUGGUGACACCUUGCAAUGACCUCAUGUUCAGCCUUAAAUAUUUAGCGGUUUUUACAGCAGUUACGUAACCUUUAACACUUUUUUUUAUUUAUUUUGUAUUAGCACUGUUUUGUCUCUGAAGAAAUACAAAUCUGUAUGAAAGUUGACUUGACGUGAACCUCAAAUAGUCUAGCCUAUAUGCUGAGGAUAACCAUAAUCACCUCACCUAUCUAAUUAUUUUCAGUUCGCGUUAAUAAAGGCGAAUAUAAUCAGUCGUUCACGGCGCUCCUCGGCAGUAGUUUAUGCUCAGCUUCCAAGCCUGCUCUUUAUGCCUCUCUUCAAUGCGCGUUCCCGCGACGCGCCCCCUCGUCCACUCUCACGCGGCGCGCCCCCGCGAGCAGACGCGGAUCUCGCUGUGUCUCUGCUGUAGUCCUCCUCAGAGCAGUGCGUCGGUCUCCUCGAGUUAAGAGCGUCAGGAUUGGGAUCGGGAUGGUGGCGAAGGAUUACCCCGUUUACCUGCUGAUCAGACGCGCGAGCGGCCGCGGGGACGAGCCGCAGGAGCCCAGCAGCAAGCGUGUGAAGCCUCUGUCUCGAGUCACGUCUCUGGCCAGUCUCAUCGCUCCAGUCCAAGCUGCUCCGCUCAAACGCAUCGGACAGACGUUGCAGCGCUCCAUCAGCUUCCGCAGCGUCUGCAAGCCGGAGAUCAUGUCACCGCGUCCGUGGAGCAGACAGAUCGCACCGGCCAACACCAAACGCAGAGACAGCAAGCUGUGGAGCGAGACCUUCGACCUGGGCCUGGGACACAUGCUGUCCUCCGAAGAGAUCAAGAGACAAGAGGCCAUCUUUGAGCUGUCUCAGGGAGAACAGGACCUGAUUGAGGACUUGAAGCUGGCUAAGAAGGCGUAUCGUGACCCCAUGCUGAAGCUGUCCAUCAUGAGCGAACAUGAACUCAAUCAGAUCUUUGGCACGCUGGACUCCCUCAUUCCUCUGCAUGAAGAUCUGCUCAGUCGACUCAGAGAGGUCAGGAAGCCGGACGGCUCGACCGAUCACGUGGGCCAUAUUCUAGUGGACUGGCUCCCUUGUCUUGAAACCUACAACAGUUACUGCAGUAACCAGGUGGCAGCCAAAGCCCUGCUGGACCAUAAGAAGCAGGACCAUCGGGUGCACGACUUCCUCCAGCGCUGUCUGGAGUCGCCCUUCAGCCGCAAACUGGACCUCUGGAGCUUCCUGGACAUCCCCCGCAGUCGCCUGGUCAAGUACCCGCUGCUGCUGCGAGAGAUCCUCAAACACACGCCGAGCGAGCACCCCGACCGCCAGCACCUGCAUCACGCUAUGAACAUGAUCCAGAGCAUCGUGGCAGAUAUUAACACUCAGACGGGCGAGUCGGAGUGCCGUUACUAUAAAGAGCGCCUGCUGUAUCUGGAGAGCGGUCAGAGAGAUCUGCUGAUCGACAGCUCACGCAUCCUCAGCUGCCACGGACAGCUCAAGAACAACAGAGGAGUCAAGCUGCAUGUGUUCCUGUUUCAGGACGUGUUGGUGGUGACCCGGGCCGUCACGCAGAAUGAGCAGCUGUGCUAUCAGCUUCACCAGCAGCCCAUCCCCGUCAGAGAUCUGGAGUGGGAAGACCUGCAGGACGGAGAGAUGCGCCUCGGAGGAUCCAUCAGAGGAGCCUUCAGCAACAGCGAACGCACCAAGAACUUUUUCCGGGUGUCUUUUCGCAGCGGAGGACAGCUGCAGAUGCACUGCUUCCAGGCCAGCGACGCCUUCAAUAAACAGCAGUGGCUCAACUGCAUUCGGCAGGCCAAAGAAGCUGUGUGCUCUGCAGAGUGUGAACCACAGACAGCAGCUCGGUGCUCAGACUGCAGCGCUGAGUGCUCACAGAUGGACCUGACAGACCUGACCCUCACGCCUGUGGAGACAUGAGACACCCUGACCAGGACUGUGUUGCAGAACAUGAAGCACUUCUCUGAGACUGACUUCUGUGUUAUUCUGUGCCUUGCUUUCUCUGCGCUGUUGUUUGUGGCAGUCGUUCAGAAACUGAGCGUCUGGGUCCAGCGUUUCACUUUAAUCUCGCUGUCUGCAACUGAAAUGCACUACUGUCUGCGCAAGAAAACUGAGGCUGAAAAAUCGUUCAGGUGUUUCACGUUCAUUCUGUAAUCACUAAUAAAUAUGACCAGUCGAAUGUUUUCAUGAGUAAAGGGUGAUCAAAGUAUUUCUGAAAAAGAAAUUUAGCACUGUCAAACGAUUAAUCAUGAUUAAUCACAUUCAAAAUAAGUUUUUGUUUAUAUAAUAUAUGUGUGUACUGUGUAUAUUAAUUAUAUUUAUAUAAACACACACACAUACUGUA